AUGCUGAAGAAAUUGGCUAUGCGCGCAGUGUACCACGUAGCCACCCUCUCAGACACUCACCCUCUUUGCUCCAUGUUGGGUGAGGGACUCCUCAAACGGGCUGAACCUCAUGCCCGCUCAGCCACUUUGAUGACCCCAGCUAUGAGGGGGAAAGUCAAGAGCACUGUCAUGGAGGUGGAUGAGCGUGUCCACACCUUAACUGAGAGCUUUGAGCCUUUUGCGCCUGAAGCUCGCCCAGGCGAUCGGUUACUGGACCGCUAUGCAGACCGUCUCCAUUUUGACGAGCGUGAUCCUGGUCAGGACAGACGCCCAUAUCUAGACGAGCUCAUCGCGAAAGCGAGGGCCAACCCCUUAACAGUACUGGCUGCAACUGAUGGCUCUGUCCCUCAGUCCAACCAGUAUCAGGCGGCUUCAGCUGCCAUCAUCUACAAGGGACACUGCGAGCUCGAAAGGACUCGCUAUGUCUCUGGCAGGGUUACCGCUCCAGAUGCGGAACUCAAUGCCAUCUCGUGCGCAGUGUGCCUUGCUGUUAAGCAGGCAAACUGCCAACACAUAAUGGUCUUUACUGACUCUAUGGGUUUGGCCCAUAGAGCGGUUGACCCCGGCAUGCACUCUGGUCAGGCUUUUAGCGUGUCAGUCUGUCGCGCUCUCCAAGAGUGGUUCGAGGCAGAUGAUCUCCGCCGCAUUACCUUCGUUUACGUCCCAUCUGCUUUGCGGUGGGACAUCCAUGGUGAGGCACACAAGUACGUCACCGAACUUAAAGUCAGGGUUGGACGUCGCAAGACAGAUAACUCUAUAGAUGCGCUUCGCUCCCGAGCAGCGCACUCAGUCCUGGAUUCGUGGAACUCCACUUUCCAGGAUCCAACCUACCGAGGCUCUGAAUUCUUAGAGCUUCAACAGCCUGACGGGCGGCCGCUACAGCCAUCGUACCUCAAUGGGGGACCUUGGCUUUCAACCUUCAGACACAGUAUCACUGAGUUCGCUUGCGUUUGCCAGUGUAUAACUGGCCAUGCGCCCAUUGGAGCGUACUACCGUCGCUUCAAGAUCAAUGAGCCUCACGGCUGCACUUGCGGGGCUGCUUUGCAGUCCCAUCAGCAUAUUCUCUUUCGCUGUCACAAUAGAUACUCUGUACACUAUCCCCGUUUUCUCAGAGAUAUUGCAUCAUUUAUGAAGUAUAACCCUAUGGUGUUUGGCUUCAACCGGGACCCUUCGGGGGUCGGAUGA
Messenger RNA from Cyclocybe aegerita, 1224 nucleotides. The record is from the annotation of a GenBank genome assembly. Lineage: Eukaryota; Fungi; Basidiomycota; Agaricomycetes; Agaricales; Hemipholiotaceae.